ACAGCGCAAUGUCAGAUCGUUUGGGGCAAACAGCAAAGGGGAAGGAUGGAAAAAAGUAUUCGUCGCUCAACCUGUUUGAUACGUACAAGGGCAAGUCCUUAGAGAUCCAGAAACCCACAGUCACUCCCCGCCAUGGCUUGCAGAGUCUCGGUAAAGUUGCCAUCGCCCGGCGCAUGCCACCCCCUGCAAACCUGCCAAGCUUAAAAGCGGAGAACAAAGGCAAUGACCCCAACGUCUCGCUAGUGCCGAAAGACGGGACAGGAUGGGCAAGCAAGCAGGAACAGCCAGACCCAAAGAGUACCGAUGCCUCGACAGCUCAGCCGCCGGAAUCGCAGUCGCCGCCGGCUUCACAGACGUCUGCCUCAAACCCACCGAAACGACCCCCAACAGCCCCCGAGAAUCCCCCUACAGUAGCAAGCGGGGUAAAGUCUUGGGCACAGGCCAGCGUUACCCAUGGAGCGCAAGGAGAUGGUGGAAAGGGAUCAAACCUACAGUCGCGAUUCUCUCGCGAGGAAUUUCCGACCCUGCAGGCAGCUGGCGACCAGGACAAAGCUGGCAAAGAAAAGGACACUACCGAUGCGUCGUAUGGGCCCGGACCAAACCUCUCCAAUCCCAAGAACGCAACCAAUUGGCGGGAUGGAGGCGGGCGGGGCGCCGACGGGGAGCUGCUGCCUGAGGAUGGACGGGUCGGGGUCGGCAUGCAGCCCAAUGUCCCGCCUCAGUUCCCUCCUUACCGGGGGAUGAUGCCGCCAUUUAUGUAUCCCCCGUACCUCCCGUUCCCGCCUCCAUAUGGGCCACAGGGACCGUACCGCUACCCCACAGCGGAAGCACAGAGGUUCCAGAGGCUCGCCGGACCCCGCCCCUCGCAACCUCUGCUGCGCAUGCCGGACCCCGUGAGCAGGCCGCCCGUCCUCAAACAGGAUGACCUGAAGGAGUUUGAUGAGCUGGACCAGGAGAAUGACGAAGGCUGGGCAGGAGCCCACGAAGAAGUGGACUACACCGAGAAGCUGAAAUUCAGCGAUGAAGAAGAUGGGAAAGAAUCUGACGAAGAAGCCGCUGAGAACAGGAACGAUGAGGCCUCUGGCCCUGAAAGCCAGCUGUCAGCCCAAGAUGCAAAGAAGACCGGAACCCCAAAAGAGGACCAGCCUCCUGUGAAGAUGGCCUGGGCUGAAAACUCACGUUCCCAAGAGGGCACCAAAGAGCCGCCACCGCCGCCACCCUCCCCUGCGGCCCGGCUGCCGCCGCCACCACCGCCACCUAACCGAGGCAACUGGGGGCAGCCCAAUGACUUCCCAGACCGCUCGAUCCGGCCACCUCCCCCAGAAGAUGAGGACGAAGCCUGGCGUCAGCGCCGGAAGCAGUCGUCCACGGAGAUCUCUGCUGCGGUGGAGCGUGCCCGGCGUCGGCGGGAGGAAGAGGAGCGACGGAUGCAAGAAGAGCGGCGUGCUGCCUGCGCUGAGAAGCUCAAGCGGCUGGAUGAGAAGUUUGGCGCCCCCGAGAAGCGGCUGAAACCUGAGCCUCCCAAGGAGCCGCCCACCCCUCCUCCGGCGCCUAUGCCAGCGCCCCCCACCCCACCAGCCGCGCCGGUCCUCCCAGAGGAGAACAGGGAGAAGGAAGAGCCGGUCUUAGUUAACAAGGCGCGUGGUACUGUUAGCGGGAGCAACCUGGACUCGACCAGCGUGGCCGAGCCACCACAAGCUCCUCCCCCCAAAGAAGUGCCCGAGGUGAGGGAAGAGGCCAUGCCUUUACCCGGGCCGGCUCCCCCAGCAGCUGUGGUCCCAGCCAAGGCGGAGCCCAAGGGAGAAACGGUCCUUCAAACGCGCCAGCCGCCUCCAGCUCAGACUCUUGGGUAUUCGAAGUACCAGAAGUCCCUGCCUCCUCGCUUCCAGAGGCAGCAGCAGGAGCAGUUGUUGAAGCAGCAGCAGCAGUGGCAGCAACAGCACAGCCAGGCUCAGACCCCAAUGACAUCCUCCGCUCAGCAGCAGGUAGCUGCAGCCCCCCUGGCAGCGGUGGGCCCCUCGGGCAACAUCCACCCUCAGCCUGGGCCGCCAGGGCAGCAGCAGGCCCCAGCCCCGCCUCCGGCGCAACAGGCUCCGCCCAAAGGCAUGUACCCAGGCUCCAUUGGACGGCCUCCGCCCAUGCCGCAGAUGAACUUUGACCCUCGCUGGAUGAUGAUCCCACCCUACAUGGACCCACGCAUGAUGCAGGGACGGCCACCCAUGGAUUUCUACCCACCUGGGGUGCACCCUUCUGGCCUUCUGCCCCGCGAGCGAUCAGACAGCGGGGGAUCCAGCUCAGAGCAAUUUGACCGUCACCCUCCCAUCCUUCGAGAGCGCGGCACCCCACCAGUCGAUCCCAAGCUGGCCUGGGGCGGAGACGUCUUCGCGAACGCCCCUCCGGGUGCAGACUCACGCUCUCAAGCGGCCUCACAUCGGCAGCAGGAGGAGGAGGAGAAGGGGCUGAGGAGCGAGACCCCUCCAGUCCCCCCACCGCCGCCUACCACCAGCACGGUGUACCGCCUGGACCGUGUCAUCCACAGUGACCCAGCCAGCAUCCAGCAGGCCCUGGCUGAACUGGGCAGCCGCCACGCGAAGCCUGCCUCGCCCGGUCCACCCCAGCCGCUCUUCCCAGGACCUGGAGGCCGGAGCUCUGCCCUUCCAUUGGGGCGCUUUGAGGGCAGGACAAGCAGUGGUCCAGACCAUUGUUUCUUGGACAAGACCCAGCUGCUCCACUCCAGCGGCAGCCCCCUGAAGGAGGCCAGCUCCGUGAGCGGCUUUGCCGCCAAGCGCCGGGAACGGCCCCGCAAGGCUGAACUGCUGCAGCAGGAGCCCCUGGCCUUUCCCAGUGGUUCAGCCUUCACAGCCCCCAAAGAAGAGGCCCCAGGAGAACCCCGCAGCAGGAGUGUCCCCGUGGCAGAGGGGCUCGCCCCACAGAUCUGGAGCCAGUUGAAUUCCAGCUCCUCCCGGAAGAGCUACCGGCCUGCCUCAGUGGAGCCCUGGAUUGAUCCGCUGAACGCAUUCGAGGAGGCUGCCGGGACGGAGAUGAGCCUGUCAGACAGCGGCGUGGACCUCAGCAGCGACUCACAAGUCUCCUCGGCCACCUGUAGCCAGCGCAGUUCUCCUGACGGGGGCCUGAAGGCCACCCCGGACGCCGGGGCCAAACGCAGCGGAGCUGUCGCCAAGCACGGUGAAAACGCCGCGUCCCUCGGGCCGGAAGGAGCGGAGCCUAAAGAGCAGCGAAGACGCCUGCCAGCCCGAGAUCCCGGCCUGCUCAAGGAUAAGCAGGUGAGCAGUUCCCCCGAGCCAUCCCGCGAUCACCCACCUCCUGGCGCAAUUGGCACAGAGCGUUCCCAGCGAGCUGAGAAGGCCAAAGACGGCAUGGAGGGGAUGGGGGCAGUCAAAUCUGAGACGAGCCCUCAGCUGGAGCCCCCCGGGGCUGGCCCGCCCAUCCAGUUUGGAGCCAGCGACAAGGACACAGACCUCCGCUUCGUGGUUAGCGAAGGAUCGAAACCAGACAAAGAAGAGUUGCACCAGGCACUUGCGGAGGGGUUGACUCCGCCCCCCAGGGAGUGGGAGCUGCUCCCCCCAGCGCCGCCCAGCCACAGGGUGUUAUCCCCUGAGGCACCUCCUGGCCGCUCCUAUGACCCCAGGCCUUUCCCUGUUGCCCCCAUGGCUGCCUCCUGUCUACACGGACUGCCAGCAGACACUUCUGUGUUCUCAGGUGAAAGGGGCCAGGGCCACCGACUGUACCCGGAGCUGUUUUAUGGGAACCAGUCUCUGCAGGUCCCCACCACCCAGCUUGAGUCCCAGCUGCACAGCGCUGGAGGUGGAAGUAGCUUCCGCCCGAACGCCCCUUCUCUGCACGCUUACAGGUCUCAGCACCUCUACCUGCAGCCCAGCCCAGCCCCCACCUCUCCAGCUCACACGGCAGCGGGCGCUGUGCUGCCCAGUUCCGCCUUGCUUUCCGGGAUGGCCCUGAAGGGCCAGUAUGUGGAGAUAUCCGCCCUGCAGGCCGCUGAGCUCCCCAAGCUGCCAGCCACGGGCUUGUUGUACCAGGCUCCUCCGCCUUCCUUCAUCUACAGCUCAGCCUUCUGUGGCAGUCAGCUGGCGCCGGAGCAGGCCCUACUUCAGGUACGCCAGGAGCUUGCCUCUCCCUCCGAAUUCUACGCAGCCCCCCUGGGGCAAAGCAGCCAGAGCAAUUUCCUGACCGCCACAGCUCCCACCCAGCAGAUGCUGUUACCAGUGGUCGAGCCCCCCCAGCUGCCCCCCGUGGUGAACUUUGGCUCCCUGCAGCAAGCACCAGCCGCUGCCCCCGCGCCACCUCCACACAUGCCCUUGAUGCCCGUGGCCACCCAGGCCCUGCGGCCACCGGGGCAGUUGGCCGGGCGCCUCGUCUCUCCAGCCGUGCGGGCCUUUCCUCAUGGCGCAGUGGGCCGGGGCGAGCUUCACGCUCUGGAAAUGAAGCCGCUGCAGGACUAUAGGAAACUCAACGGCCUGGGGUCUGCAGGAGCCCGACCCCCCUCUGGGGGCAGGCCUUUUGCUGGAGGCUUCAAUGCCCGGCUGAAAUCCCCCGGGUCUAGCUAUGGUGGCAUUUUCCGUGCACAGCGCUUUGAGGUCUACCAGCAGUCCGACGUCCUUCGCUGGACCCCUCGUGCCUGGGAACGGGCGGCUCAACCCCGCGAUGGACCUCCAGCCCGCCGCCCGGAGCCAGAUGUCCGCUCCCACGCCGACAAACAAGACCCCGGGGUCUCCGGCCACCACUAGCCCAGGACGCUGACCCCGCCUCUCCUUUGGUUCUGUUGCCCUCCCCUCCAAAGUGGGGGGGGCUGUUUGCGGGGGGCUCUUGUUCCUCUUCUCUUCUUGGUGUAUCCUGAACAUAUGGGGUGUCUCCUUAACUCCCUUCCUGUUUAUGUGAGGGGUGACACUGGAAUUGCCCCCUCAGUUAGGGGUGUUAGACACUUAGUAGGGUGCUCAGAGUGGAAUUUGGGGGGCACGGAUCAGGAUUUGGGGAGGCUUCCAGCUGAAUGUAUUUUUGCUUAUUAUCUUUGGUUUCACCUGAGUUUAUUUUUUUUUCUGGUGGGGGCCGCGUUGCCCUUGGAUCCGAGGGGAGGAGCUCCGAGGUGUGGAGUGUAAAUAUAUAUAAAUAUGAACACGUGGGGUCUUGCCUCUUCCCCCUUCAGUUGGGGUGGAGGAGGCUAGGCUGGAGCCUGCCCUCCUCUUCCUCUCCAUUUGCUCCCCUGAGUUUGAAAUAGGAAGCGUUGCGUUUUUAAAAGGUGGUCGAGCUGGUUUGUUUAAUAAAUAAAACCAAAAAAAAUUGUUUAAAAAAACAAUAAAAUAAGAAGUCAA
This is a messenger RNA of Sphaerodactylus townsendi, 5345 nucleotides long. RefSeq names its product proline rich coiled-coil 2A (gene PRRC2A). The record is from RefSeq and is a predicted model, not a curated record. NCBI's taxonomy places the organism in Eukaryota, Metazoa, Chordata, Lepidosauria, Squamata, Sphaerodactylidae. Gene Ontology annotation, biological process: cell differentiation.